Molecule: messenger RNA, 2730 nt
Organism: Toxoplasma gondii ME49
Lineage: Eukaryota; Apicomplexa; Conoidasida; Eucoccidiorida; Sarcocystidae
Exons: 3
Coding region: 1204-1902 (232 amino acids)
Source: RefSeq, a predicted model, not a curated record
CAAGUUGGUCUGGAUGAAACUGCAGCACUGUGUCACCAUCACACUGCCGGAUGCUACCGAGCUUCUGACCCGCUAGUCGAACAUUGCAGCGCCGGAAAAAGCCGUUUUUUGAUUUUCUAUUUAUCUCUUGCUUUGGUAGUGAAGUGCAUAGUAGAGGUGGAGGUGUGGAGACAUCGAAGUACCAACGGGGGACCGAUGUGAUACCUGCCAGCUUCAGCGUCAGUCUUGUGAACAACGACUGACCUGAGAAUCUCUUCUAGCGGUGACGGGAAGGAGCCUGCCACCUAUGGCGCAUUUGAGAAGUUGGAAGGGCCAGACCUUCCAUGGAAGUUGUUAGCGUUAGCAGUGGGCAAGUACAGGGAAUGGGGGUUCACCCAAAAUCCUGAGCAAAUGCACUGAUGCGAAGGGUGAACGUUUUCCGGAAAAGAUUGACAUCCGAUGCAGCAGAUCCUUUUCUUCUUUCGCCCUCGAAUUCCCGAUUUGAUCGCUUCCUGAGAUGGAAAAUAACGCUGCAUCAGUUGGGUUAACCCUGGUCCGCAGCCCACGGGUUGCGCUUGUCCCAAUUCACAUUGUCUGCUGUGGAUUAGCUUCACUCGCUGUGUGGCUCGUAACAACUCUAUUGUUGUAUCUAACCUCUGAUUACGAAGUUCAAUUUGUGAAGAGACUUGUUAACGCCGUUCGCCUGUGCGGAAUCCUUCUUCUACUAAGCCUGGGCAUCCUGUUUCUCUACCCCUACACAACACAAUCGUUAUUUAUCAAUAUCAUCCGGGCUUUCGUAACUGUGUUCGCUGCUGGGUGGGGAAUGUUCCUCGACGAGCACGCCCUCUUAAGAUGGCUGGUAGGAACUUUUGUGCUCUUUGGUUCUAGGGGGCUGUUACCAGACUCUAACACAAGAACCGGUUGGCAUGUGCGUGUCCACCGUUAAGGGAGAUACAGAUGACAUGCACAAAGGAACCGCCGGUGAAUAGAGAUGGAUGAAAAGUACCGUACUUCGAUCUAUCAUAUAUUCUGGAUUCACACACGACUGGACGAAGACCCGUUGAGCAGUGAAAACUACUGGAGGCAGUAUCUCUUGACGAAACCUAGCACGGAUCUUCCCAACCAGUGUGGAACUCUGUCACUUUCGCACUCGACGGCUGUCUGCAUGCGAACACGGAGACGGUGACUUGAGCUUGUGUGACCGUGGCGCUGUGCUCAAAGUCGAUGACGCACUUUUCUAUACUUAACGAACACUACGCCAGAUAUAUGAUGUUAGUUCGUUUUGAUGAAGCAGUUGGAGAAUGCCGGCAGCAUGCCUGUUGUAUUACAAAAUUUUCAGCCCGUGUCUAUCUCCUGCCUGUACAGUACGUCCUCUUUACCACCGGAGCGGGAGCGAUCGACAUCAUCUGCGUCACGCUGCAAGCAGACUUGCUGGACUGCCAGGAGGCUCAAAGAUGCUCGACGGAUGAUACUACUGGGGCCCUGAAAAUGUCGUACAUUAGGCAAUAUGUGGCAUUGAGCAUCGAGCUGCUCGGCCUCCUGUAUAGCGCCUACGUCUUUCACGCUCUAGGUUUCUGCCAGAGCCAUAUACUUCCCGAUGAAUAUGGAAUUCCGCAACAUCUGUGCGGGCUGGCCAAGGCUUCCAUCACACGAAAAAAACUCGAGGCUAGAGACCCCCGACUUUUCGACAAAGGAAAUACGCACGUGCUCUUUGAUCCGAAGGAUCCGCUGGAAAUCAAAUGGGACACGUUCACCGACACGGUCUUAGGUAAGGUGUCCGCAAGGACCACGUUCGUUGCCACCUCAAAGCCACUGAAGGUUACGGUGUCUUUCAGAAGGCCAUAUCCAAUAUUCUGUCCUCGAUAUGCAGAUUUCUGCAUGGUACUCCUUCCUGCGGCUUAUGACUUUGAGUGGACGGAAUGACGUACUACGCAGACGCAGAAGUGCAACUUUCUCACCGACGACUCUGACCUGAGCUGAUCCAGGACACCAACGUAUUCACCGAAACCAGGCACUAUAUAUAUCCGGAAGGAAGCCCAAAAUACAACAUUCUAUUGGUUCGGAUAGGAAGACGCUCUCAGCAUUCCAAAAAAAUAUCUUAUUUUAACCUGUGGCUUCAUGACCACUCACCAGGAGGGAAUGUAAACACGCGCUGUUCACAUUUCCCUCACAUGCCCGUAAUUCCCGCUGUUAAUGAAUUGGCAUUGUAGGUGAGGACAGACUGAGUUGGCCUAUAUCCAGAAACAACCGCCGCGUGAGUAUGGUAUCAGAAGAAGAGCUUCAAUAUCGAAUUCGCAUUCUUCGGAAACUCGGUUUGCCUGUCGAAGAUUACCUCAAAAUGCGCGAAGAACGGGAAUGCGACUGAAAGGAAGUUGCUUUCCCCGUCCGGUUGAUGAGUCACGGUGGACGCCGAGUACUUGUGCACCACAGCCAUUGUAGGUGGCUGAGGCGCUCGAUACCACAUUACCUACCCGCAAACAAUCAUUCUUCACUACAGAUUGACAAUGAUGUGUCGAGUGAUGCAGUUAUAGUCUUUCCAAUUACUAGCCACGAGCAUUCCGCUCGUGACUAGUACCAGUUCAGACUGAAGCACCUGCGGGCAACCUUCGCAGGCGAAUACUGCAGAAACGUGUGAAUGAAUAUUUUGCCAAGAAUAUAAGACAGCUUUUCGGGAGAUCGAAAGCUUUGUUGAUUGGUCGAACAGAGAGUUGUCGACCAAUUUUAGUCGCAGUAAUAUAGCCAGCGUCUCUC